Messenger RNA from Olea europaea var. sylvestris, 1940 nucleotides. Its product is annotated as probable serine/threonine-protein kinase PBL19. Bases 320 to 1693 code for a protein of 457 amino acids. NCBI's taxonomy places the organism in Eukaryota, Viridiplantae, Streptophyta, Magnoliopsida, Lamiales, Oleaceae. The transcript has 5 exons. Gene Ontology annotation, molecular function: ATP binding; protein kinase activity. The record is from RefSeq and is a predicted model, not a curated record. Gene Ontology annotation, biological process: protein phosphorylation.
UUCCUCGUGAAUCGUGGUCCUCUCCCAGUCUUUCUCUCACAUCACGACAUCCAAAUGCUCCCAAAACCCACAAAAGCCUGCUCGCUUUCCCGCUCCAAUGAUCAAAACUUUACCCAUUUAAUUAUUACAUUUCACCUAAUUUCAGAAUACAAUAACUUGUUCCCAAUAUUAUAUAUUGAAGUUCAAAAUCCAAGUUUUCCUUGAUCUCUCCAAACCAACCGCUUGUCUUUGACGACUCUUUUAUCUUCUACUUCUACCUAUUUCAAGAAAACGAAUACUUUACAAAUCCCACGAUAUUUGUGUUUGAAAUAUACAGAAAAUGAAAUGCUUUCAUUUCACUAAUGGCGAGAGAAGGCCCAAUGAGGAAGAAGUCCAAGACGGCUCCGUUUCACGUGCGUCAUCGAAGGUUUCCUGGGUCCGGUCACUGAGUAUUGCGUCCAGUAACGUUGAUACACGGCGGUCGGCUUUUGAUUCGGAGUCGAGGAGGGACUGGACCGACUCGUUUGGGUUCCAUGAGUUCUUGACUCAGCGCCGGGCCAAUGAUCUGCGGGUUUUUACUUUUCCCGAGCUGAAAUCAGCUACCAGAGGGUUUACCCGGACCCUCAUGAUCGGCGAAGGCGGGUUCGGGUGCGUGUAUCGGGGCAUUCUUAAAGUAUCGGAUUCAGAGUCGGGUUCUGAAUCGGAGAUGGAUGUUGCUGUCAAGCAGUUGAAUCGCAGUGGAUUCCAGGGGCACAAAGAGUGGAUUAAUGAAGUGAAUUUUUUGGGUGUGGUUAAGCACCCAAAUCUUGUUAAGCUAGUGGGAUAUUGUGCAGAAGAUGACGAAAGGGGAAUCCAACGGCUGUUGGUGUACGAGCUAAUGCAUAAUAAAAGUUUGGAGGACCAUUUAUUGACCCGAUCAGCAUCUCCUCUUCCAUGGCUGUUGAGACUAAAGAUUGCUCAAGAUGCAGCUCGGGGUUUAGCUUACCUUCACGAAGAAAUGGAAUUUCAGCUAAUAUUUAGAGACUUCAAAACUUCGAACAUCCUCUUGGAUGAAGACUUCAAUGCAAAACUUUCGGACUUUGGAUUGGCUAGACAGGGUCCAACGGCUGGAUUUGGUCAUGUUUCAACAUCAGUUGUUGGCACAGUGGGUUAUGCGGCCCCUGAAUAUGUCCACACCGGCAGGCUCACUGCCAAAAGCGAUGUAUGGAGCUUUGGGGUAGUUCUCUAUGAACUCAUUACUGGUAGACGAGUGCUCGAGAGAAAUUUGCCGCGAGGCGAGCAGAAACUCCUGGAAUGGGUAAGGCCAUAUGUUUCGGACCCUAAAAAAUUCCACAUGAUUUUAGACCCGAGACUUGAAGAACAGACCAACAUGAAAUCUGCUCUAAAACUUGCAUCCCUUGCGAACAAAUGCCUCAUGAAGCAUCCUAAAUCACGACCAAAAAUGAGUGAGGUAGUCGAGAUGCUUGAGAGCAUCAUCGAUGCCUCAUCACCUCAAGAUGAAUGUGUACCUGAAACUGUCAAAGAAGCUGAAAACAUGAAGGAAGAAACUGAGGAAUCAGAACCGGGAAAACAGGAGAAUAACCAAAAAAAGGGUUUUGAUUUCAGAGAGAUGGUCUUGAGAAACAGAUCAAUUGGGAAGUUAGAUUGGAGAAACUGGACUCCGGGUUUGGUCGACACAACAAAGGAAGAGAGCGAUGUGCAUUGGUGGCAGUGAGAGCUGUUGGAGAUGCAUGGUGGUGAAAGGAGGUAUUACAGCAGCUGUGGGAGCGGUUUGGUGGUUUGUUUAUGAGGCGAUUUGGAGUUUUAGGUGUCGGUCAUCUCCCUGCUUCCUGCGAGCAUUAGCGACACCACACUGUAGUGUGUGGGUUUUGUGGUGUGUGCUAUGGUGGUGGUGUAGUGAUGCUAAUGGUGGUGAUGAAGGUUGUUGGGGGUGGUGUUGGUGUUGGUGUUGGUGUUGGUGC